ACGUUGCGGCGGCCGGGCGGCGCAGGCAGCUAUGGCGGCCCCGCUGGCGGCGGCGGCGGCGGGCGCCGGGGCGGUGCCGGGGCGGGGGGGCCGCGGGCCGGCGCUGCGGGAGGGGGCGCGGGUGUCGGCGCUUUGCCUGGCCUGGUACGGGCUGAGCGCCGGCGGGAACGUGGUGAACAAGCUGCUGCUGGGCGGCUUCCCGCGGCCCGUUACCGUCUCGCUCUUCCACAUCCUGGGGCUGUGCGGGCUCCUGCCGCCUCUGCUGCGCGCCUGGCGGGUGCCGCCCGCCGGCCCGGCCCAGCUGCCGCCCCGCGCCUAUCCCCGCUACAUCCUGCCGCUCGCCUUCGGCAAGUACUUCGCCUCCGUCUCCGCGCACGUUUCCCUCUGGCGGGUCCCGGUCUCCUACGCGCACACAGUAAAAGCGACGAUGCCAAUAUGGGUGGUUCUUCUUUCGCGGAUCAUAAUGAAGGAAAAGCAGACGACGAAGGUGUACUUGUCUCUGAUCCCCAUAAUUACUGGUGUCCUGCUGGCCACAGUCACGGAACUUUCUUUUGACAUGUGGGGACUCAUCAGUGCACUUGCUGCUACUCUGUGUUUUUCACUUCAGAACAUCUUCUCAAAGAAGGUAUUAAGAGAUUCCCGAAUACAUCACCUUCGGUUGCUGAACAUACUUGGGUGCCAUGCUGUAUUCUUCAUGAUCCCAACGUGGGUGUUGGUAGAUCUUUCUUCCUUCUUAGUAGAGAAUGACUUGAGCACGAUGUCUCAUUGGUCAUGGACCUUGAUGCUGCUUAUAAUCAGUGGAUUCUGUAAUUUUGCCCAGAAUGUCAUUGCCUUCAGUAUUCUUAAUCUGAUCAGCCCGCUAAGUUACUCUGUCGCAAACGCCACAAAAAGAAUCAUGGUCAUCACGGUGUCCCUUAUAAUGCUUCGCAAUCCGGUUACGAGCACCAAUGUCCUUGGAAUGAUGACAGCUAUCUUGGGGGUCUUCUUAUAUAACAAGACAAAAUAUGAUGCAAAUCAAGAAGCAAAGAAGCAGCUACUUCCCGUUACAACUGCAGACCUUGUGAAUUUGGACCAUCACCGAAACGCUCCUGAAAAGUCUCAGAAUGGACUUACGGCAUUUGCACAACAUGGAGACUAUCAGUACGGUCGAACCAGUAUCUUAACAGAUCACUUCCAGUAUAAUCGGCAAAACUACCCAACUACCUACAACUUAAAUCGUUUUGAUAUAUAGAAUCCUGGCAAACAGGUAUAGACUGUGAUAUCAAAGUGUCCCCAACAUUAUCAGAAACUUUUAGUACAUCCAUGAAUGUAAAGCCAUUUUAUUGUACAGUUUUUGUGGAAGGGAAGAUGCAUGUGUAGUGGAAGCGGUACAGACCUUCAACUUCUGCUAAGCAGACCUUUAAACAUGAAACCACUAGAUCUGACACUGGAACCAAAUGCACAGUGUAGCUCUUGUACAGAGAUUCUGGUGAAAUGCACGUACGUAACUUCAGAGUGAUCGUCACUGCUGUUACUGCUCCUUUUCAGAGUCCUGUCAACUGAUGAGUCUUUUGGCAGCUAAAUUCUGGCCAGUAUUUUGUUUCCAGGCUGGUGACACUACCUUUAAUUUGUUUUCUCAUGUUGUAACGAUCCUUGCUUUUAAUGAAACUUUCAGAAAGAAGUGAAACUUCUGGUUAUCAGGAUUUGUCUGUCUGAUAAUUUGACUUACACGCAUCAGUUGCAGAUAGGUAGACCUGAAUUCAUCUUGAGCACCAAUGAAACUUCAUGUGGGUAUUAACUGCUUUUGUGCCUAUGCCUUUAGUUUUUGGUGACAAAGCAGACAGGUUUCUGAAAGAGUAGACAGUAGGAAGAUUGAGCUCUGCAAGAAGCGUACUUGAGGCACAGAGAAACAGAAUUUCCUAAAAUCACUGUUGUCCCAGUCACUGUAGAUAACAAACAGAGCCAAAGAUCAUAAUUGUCUUCUGAAUAACGUAGUCCUCUAACUUCGGACAUUGCUCUUCCUUGGCAAUGCAGAAAGAACACACCUCCACAAAUAAAGUGUUUGGAAUAAGAUUUUUUUUUUUACUUGCUUCACACCUGUUCUUACAAAAGUCUUUUGUUACUUUCAAAAUUGAAAUGUUUAAGGUGUUUUCUUCUCAGUUCUGUGCAUAUAUUAUGCUUUCUUACAUGAAUCAUUUAUUAUGAACGCAUUAAUUUGAGUAGCCAUCAUUCUUCAUUGUUUCUUGUCUGUCUUUUUAGCCUCUAAUUGGUGUUUUAAGUUUCUUAAUUACUGCUGCUGGAGUUGCUGUGUGCAUUUAGCCCGAGUUCCACUUCCUGCCAAAGUUAAAUUGUGUAUCCUGCUCUGUUCCUGCAACUCCCCUAGCUUGAAUAGUAAAUUGUUAAGAAAAAAAUAUUUGAAUCAGCAGUAAAUAGAUAAUUGAUGAUUAAGAAGAACCGAUUCUGUUAGUAUAAACGAAUGUACUUAAUUCUAGACACAUUGAUUGUUGUGCAUCAGAUACCACAUCUGUGCAUGAAAGGAAUGAAACCAGUUGAACUUGGGUUUCACUGAGCCAGAUUUUUAUUUGGCAAAAGAAGAUUUUAGGGGCUUUCUUUCCUUAACAGAAAAGCUGUUGUACAGUGAGACUUCUGAUAGUGUAAGUAUUACAUUUUUACUAGAGAGGUAUUACACACCCAUGACAACAUUUAGGGUGUGGUACAGAACACUCCCUCCGCUUAUUUAUUGCUUUAAAAAUGACCAUUUCCAUGAUGUGAGGUGAUGAUUUGGCUCCUUUCCGGAUAAUAAAUAAUUUAUUUUCAAGUGCAAAGUCAACCUGAUCUUAAUCUUUUGGCUGACUGUGGAGGUAGUGAUGUAGACUGCCUUCCACCUUACGGUCCAAAAGAGGAAAUGGUCUUUCUGAAACUUCAGAGAUAGGUUUACGUUGCUAAUGCUUUAUGCUGCUAAUGUUUGUGAGCAGAACUUCCUUGACUUGCCUGGAAUUGAAUCUGUUAGUGCUAGCUUAGAACUUGGACUUUUAGUUUAGAAAUUCUACAUAAAGUAUUUCCUAACCCAGGUUAACAAGAACAAGGUAAUGAGGAAAAGCGUUCUUUCAGAUGAAAUGUCUUUUGCCCAUUCCAGUAUUAAUUUAUGUGUAAUUAUUUCUUUUUAAUAUGGGGAAUUGCAAAAUGUGUAUUUCUAAGUCUCACUUCCCACCAUGUAAGUGCUUUUACAUACAUGUAAAAAGGAUUGUGUGAACUCUGGAUUUGCAUUAGGUUCUGGCUCUGCAAAGGACUGAUUUGAGGAUGAGGUAUUUAGGCUAAUAUUUUUAAGUGGGGCUGAAGUUUGCCCAACUGCUUUCAGAGGGAGCUAGGUGCAAACGCUUCAUUGUGGUCUUUGUGCCAUUGAGAAAAUGGAAAUGGUUCUUCCUUACUUCUCAGGGGGGUGACAUACCAGAAAAAAGUAGCAGUGGGGGCCCCAGGGAUGUGCAGGUGUACUAGGAGUUCAUCUCCACAUCUUCUGUUAUGUCUGCUGCUGUACCAUCCCCAUACAACUUGAACCAUUACUUGUAAUAAAGCGCCUCAUACUUUAUUCACAGAUCAGAGGCUUUAUUAAAUAUAUUUAGAUUAUUUCAUUUUAGAGAACAUAACCAGAUCUUUUUUGCAACUGUUUUCAGAGAAAGUUUGCACUGCGCACUUGCUGUGGCAAGUCUUUAGCUCAGCUUCUUCUGUCAAGAGUACAGAAGCAGGUGAGAGUUUUCUGUUAAAAAUACCUUGUCCCAAAUUCUGGUCUGGGCUUGUGGCCUCGCUGUGUCUCUGAAACAAAACUACUGUAUUUGCAGAGCAAAAAGGGACUGACCCAAAACAAGGAUAUUGUCCAUUUAGAGCCUGGAGAGUGAAUCUUUUCCCUGGAGACUCCCUGGUAUGGUGUUUGUGCUCCUAUAGUUCAGGUCUGUGGUCAACAGGGAUCAUUUUGUCUGGUAGAACAUACAAUUAAAACGGUUAGGUGAACCAGUUACAAGAGGUGGUUUUGCUGAGUAUGUGAAUUCGAGUCCUUAAGCAAUAUUGCCCACAUUCAGGUAAAGGAAGUUUCUGAUACUGUUGUAAUAUAUAUUUUAAUCUUGGACUGCUGGCAAGAUCUUGUUUGGCAAGGUGAAGCAUUUGUUUUAACAUGGUUUGUAAAUUAAUGACGUAUUUAACUAUGUACAUAAGUUGUAGAAAGUAUGGAAACACUGGAAUAAAAAGGGCAUAUCUAGAAAA
Molecule: messenger RNA, 4233 nt
Organism: Falco peregrinus (peregrine falcon)
Lineage: Eukaryota; Metazoa; Chordata; Aves; Falconiformes; Falconidae
Gene: SLC35E1
Product: solute carrier family 35 member E1
Exons: 6
Coding region: 32-1231 (399 amino acids)
Cellular component (GO): Golgi apparatus
Molecular function (GO): antiporter activity
Source: RefSeq, a predicted model, not a curated record